AUGGUUGGGGCUGGAGCAGGUGAAACUUGCCGCUCUAGGUACUUCCAAACAACUCUACCUGCUGGACAAUAUUGUGAUGUUUAUAAUGGUCGUUUAGAAAAUGGAAAUUGCACAGGAAAGAUCAUCAAUGUCGGAAGCAACGGAAUAGCUCACAUAGUUAUCGACAGCAAGGCGGCUGUUGCUAUCUCGUUGGCUUCAAAGAUUGGCCCACCACUUCCGCCAGAACCAGAACCAACGCAGAAGCCUAUUGAUCCUAAGGAACUUACCAAGACCGUAAUCUUCCUCAAACGAGACACCUCUCUGGGGGAGAACAUUUUCCUUCGCGGUGGAAACAGCCACGCUCACGGUGGAGGUAUCAAACGAAAAGUUCCAGCUUGCGCAGAAGGGCCAUAUCAACAGCCAUAUGACAAAUGCGCAAUCCCAAUGCUUCACCAAACAAGAGUACCCUACAACUAUUUCGAGUACAAAUCAUGGAGCCAAGGCGACAGCUACCUCGACUUUGAAGGUCCUGAGAUAGACCAAGGUUUGCUAUCUUAUAUACAGGUAUGAGC
Strongylus vulgaris is the source of this 551-nucleotide messenger RNA. The record is from the annotation of a GenBank genome assembly. NCBI's taxonomy places the organism in Eukaryota, Metazoa, Nematoda, Chromadorea, Rhabditida, Strongylidae.